Molecule: messenger RNA, 920 nt
Organism: Hylaeus volcanicus
Lineage: Eukaryota; Metazoa; Arthropoda; Insecta; Hymenoptera; Colletidae
Product: tubulin polymerization-promoting protein family member 3-like
Exons: 2
Coding region: 273-764 (163 amino acids)
Biological process (GO): microtubule bundle formation; positive regulation of protein polymerization; microtubule polymerization
Cellular component (GO): microtubule
Molecular function (GO): tubulin binding
Source: RefSeq, a predicted model, not a curated record
ACGCACAUAUUCACUAAAUGAGGUCUAUUAAAACAAAUUGAAAUGAAAAAAAUGAAUGUGCGUUUUGACUAUAAAAAAAAACUGGAAAAAAAAAAAACUUAAAGGUUUUAGACAUUGAGAUAGUAGAAGAAAUUUUUAAUUUUUGCAAAGUCGCCUUACAUGCACACGUAGGAAACUCAUCUUUUUGAUAAAACGGUAAAAUAAAGCUUCAAAAUACCCGAAAAUGAAUAUGAGUUAAUGAACCUAUGUUAACAAAGUUAUAAAACGCUAUAAUGGAACCGUUAACCGACACGGCAAGAGAAGGAAUUUCAAAUUGUUUUAAUAAGUUUGCAACAGCAGGAAAGCUAUUUUUAACUCAAACUAAUUUUAUUAAACUGUGUAAAAAUUGUAAAUUGUUGGACUCCAAAUUUACUGCUACUAGUGCAGAUCUUCUUUUCUUAAAAUUUCAUGGAAAAAAUUGUAAAAUAACUUUUGAAGAGUUUCUUCAGCUACUACCUUAUGUAGCAAAAGCUAAAGGUGUUGAAUUAAAUGCAGUACAUGAUUGUAUCAUGCAUUGUCAAGACGUUUAUGGAUCUUGUACCGUACCACAACCGAACCGGUUUUUUGAUGACAAAGCCUCUUACACUGGAAUUCAUUUAUAUGGAGGCCCGGUUUCCAAUGAUAUUAAUAAUCGUCGCGUGUUUGACUUAUCACAUUUGACGGAUCGAAGUCCUUGUGAUUCUCGUGGCGUCAGACUCGAUUUUAGUAAAGAGAAUAAACAAUGACUUUUGUUCCCUUUAUAGAAAUAGUGUCAAUUGUCGUUGAUCCUACCUAAAGUGUAUUUUUCUAAAAGAAUAAAAUAUGCAUUGUUUUUUAUUUUAUGUCAUCAAAAAAAUUUAUCUUUUAAAUUAAAAUCAACACUACCACAUGAGUAACGUAAA